This is a messenger RNA of Pedinophyceae sp. YPF-701, 5355 nucleotides long. NCBI's taxonomy places the organism in Eukaryota, Viridiplantae, Chlorophyta, Pedinophyceae. The record is from the annotation of a GenBank genome assembly.
AUGCAGGGCACGACCGUGCCCACGCGCAGGAUCAAGGCCGUCCAGUUCGGCGUCCUUGGUCCUGAUGAGCUGACCGCCUACUCCGUGGCCGAAAUCACUCAGCCCGACAUGUUCGACCAGGGCCGACCGCGAAGGGACGGCCUCGCGGACUACAGGCUGGCGGGGUGGGCCAACCCAGACGCGGUGCCCGCGGACAAGGGCCUGCUCGAGAAGACGUCGCCCGGGUUUUUCGGGCACCUGCCCCUGUCGAAGCCGUGCUACCACCCGUACUUCAUCAAGACGGUCGUGAAGGUCCUGGGCUGCGUGUCGUGGCACACGGGCGAGCUCAUCCUGCGGCACGAGACGUGCGCGGACAAGCUGGCCGCGGUGCGCCGGAUCCGGGACCCGGAGCGGCGGCUGCGGAAGAUGGAGGAGCUGUCGAAGGGCGGCGACGGCGGGCGGUGUCCGUACACGUCGCAGCCGCAGCCCCGCUUCCGGUACCGCAUCGAGAAGACGGCGGACAACAAGCGCACGCACGUGUGGAUCCAGGCCGAGACGAAGGACCUGGAGCCGGAGCGCGUGAACGCGGAGCAGGCGCUGCGGGUGCUGGCGAAGGUCUCCGAGGAGGACGCGCGCGAGAUGGGCUUCGACCCGCGCUACGUGCAGCCGGCGUGGCUCAUCCUGUCGGUGCUGCCCAUCCCGCCCGGGACGGUGCGCCCGAGCGUGAUGAUGGAGGCGACGGGCAUCCGGAGCGAGGACGACAUCACCAACGUCCUGCAGGCCGUGCUCAAGCUCAACCGCGACCUGAAGAGCGCGGAGGAGAAGGGCGCCGGCAUGGUGGAGAUCGAGGACAAGUGGAUGGACAUGACGUGCCGGAUCUGGGGGUACUUCAACAACACGAUGCCGAGCAUGGUGCGCAUCGAGAACAGCGGGCGCGCGGUCAAGUCCAUCACCGAGCGCCUCAAGGGCAAGCACGGGCGCCUCCGCGGCAACCUGAUGGGCAAGCGCGUCAACUUCUCGGCGCGGUCGGUCAUCACGGGCGACGCGCUGAUCGGCGUGGACGAGCUCGGCGUCCCGCGGUCGAUCGCGCGCAACCUCACCUUCCCCGAGCGCGUCACGCCGCUGAACAAGGCCUUCCUGCAGCAGUGCGUGCGCUACGGGCCCAACCCGCCCGCGCACUGCACGGGCGCCAAGGCGUUCACGCGCUCGGACGGCGUGGAGAUCAAGCUCAACCUGCCGGCGGCGCGCGAGCACGAGCUGCAGGUCGGGUGGGUCGUCGACCGCCAGCUCAUGGACGGCGACCUGGUGCUGUUCAACCGCCAGCCCUCGCUGCACAAGAUGUCGAUGAUGGGGCACCGCGUGCGCAUCAUGGACUACAACACCUUCCGGCUGAACCUCGCGGUGACGUCGCCGUACAACGCCGACUUCGACGGCGACGAGAUGAACAUGCACGUCCCGCAGUCGCACGAGACGCGCGCCGAGAUGCAGCACCUGAUGAUGGUGCCGGUCAACAUCGUGUCGCCCCAGGCGAACAAGCCCGUCAUCGGCAUCGUCCAGGACGCGCUCCUCGGGUGCAAGCUCAUGACGGCGCGCGACGUCUUCCUGGAGGCGCACCUCUUCAACAACCUGCUCCUGCAGCUGCAGAACUGGAACGGCGUGAUCCCGACGCCCGCGGUGCUCAAGCCGCGGCCGCUGUGGACGGGGAAGCAGAUCUUCCAGAUGUUCAUCCCCGACGAGAUCAACUACAGCGGGAGCAGCUCGUGGGCCGCCGACGGGGAGCCGCACGGCACCACGCCCAGCGACACGCGCGUGCUCAUCGAGCGCGGCGAGCUCCUCACGGGCACGCUGUGCAAGAAGACGCUCGGCGCGUCCUCCGGCGGCCUGAUCCACCAGAUCUGGAUCGAGAACGGCCCCAUGGCCACCAAGUACUUCAUCGACCACACGCAGUACACGGUCAACCACUGGCUGCUGCAGCACGGGUUCAGCGUGGGCAUCGGCGACGCGGUGGUCACGCAGAGCGUGGUCGCGAUGAUCAAGGAGAAGAUCAACGUCGCGCACAGGGAGGUGGCCGAGGUGGUGGAGAAGUACCAGAAGAAGGGCGGGCUCGAGGCCGGGCGCGGGAUGACGGUGCAGGAGACCUUCGAGCACCAGGUGCUGCAGAUCCUGAACAAGGCGCGCGAGGACGCGGGCAAGGUGGUGCGCACCAGCGUGUCGCGCGCCAACAACAUCCGGCACAUGGCCGACUCGGGGUCCAAGGGCAAGGACCUCAACCUGGCGCAGAUCAUGGCGUGCGUGGCGCAGCAGAACGUCGAGGGGAAGCGCGUGCGGUCGUUCUUCCACGACCGCACGCUCCCGCACUUCACCGCGGGCGACCUCGGCCCGGAGCCCAAGGGCUUUGUGCGGCACUCGUACCUCGCCGGGCUGACGCCGCAGGAGUUCUUCCUGCACGCCAUCUCCGGCCGCGAGGGGCUCACGGACACGGCGGUCAAGACGGCCUCCACGGGCUACAUCCAGCGCCGCUUCAUCAAGGCCAUGGAGGACCUCAUGGUCAAGUACGACGGGACGGUGACCAACUCGCUGGGGGAGGUCGUGCAGUUCCUGUACGGCGAGGACGGCAUGGACGCCACGCGGCUCGAGCGGCAGAAGAUGCUGCAGAUGUCGCUCACCGACGAGCAGUUCCGCCGGCAGGUCGAGCUGGACCUGGACGACGCGCACGCGCCCGCGUGGCUCAGCGCGACGGACCUGGAGGCGAUGCGCACGGACCAGGGCGCGCGGGACCUGAUCGAGGCGGAGCGGCGGCGGCUGGCGGAGGACCGGCACGAGCUGCAGACCUUCCUCAUGUCGGGCGGCGAGCAGUCGAUCGUGAUGCCCAUGCAGCUGCAGCGGCUGGUGCUCAAUGCGCAGCGGCUGUGGAACAUCAACCCGGAGGCCGGCGGCGGCGAGGUGAUCGCGCCGUACGAGGCCACGCGGAAGCUCGAGGAGCUCAUCACCAAGCUCAUCGUGGUGCCCGGGACGGACAGGCUCUCGGUGGAGGCGCACAGCAACGCCACGAAGCUCUUCUUCGCGCACCUGCGCUUCACCCUGUGCUCCAAGCGCGUGGCCGAGAUGCACCACCUCACCACGGAGGCGUUCGACUGGCUCCUGGGCGAGAUCGAGUCGCGGUUCAACGUGUGCCGCGCGCAGCCCGGGGACAUGGUGGGCAUCGUGGCCGCGCAGAGCCUCGGCGAACCGACGACGCAGAUGACGCUCAACACCUUCCACACGGCCGGCGCGGGCUCGAACCUCACGUCGGGUGUCCCGCGGCUGACGGAGCUGAUCAACGUGGCCAAGACGCUCAAGACGCCGUCGACGACGGUGUACCUGGAGGCGGCGCAGGCGCAGACGGUGGAGGCGGCGAAGAAGGUGGCGGUGCGGCUGGAGCACACGCUGCUGAAGGACCUCGUCGAGGCCAUGGAGGUGUGGUACGACCCGGACCCGCUGCACACCACGGUGCCGGGCGACCCGGACUUCGACGAGGACUACGGGCCGUUCAUGGAGCAGGAGCCCGAGAGGCUGGCGCAGAUGUCGCCGUGGCUGCUGCGGAUGGUGCUGGACCCGUCGAUGGUGAUGGACAAGCUGCAGGAGGAGUACGAGCGGGGGCUGGCGAUGGAGUUCGUGAAGAGGAAGAUUGCGGAGAAGUUCGAGAUGCUGGAGGUGUUCAACUCGCAGGACUCGUACCGCACGCCGAGCGGGGAGCCGCGGCUCGUGCUGCACAUACGCAUCCGGUACUCGGAGGAGCACGACAGCGACCCCGCGGAGCUGGCCAAGUUCGGGCUCGGGGAGCUCGAGUCGUGCAAGCUGCGCGGCAUCGACGGGAUCCGGAAGGUGUACAUCUCGUUCGACAAGCAGAUGCGCCUCGUCACGGAGGGGCGCAACAAGGGCAAGUUCGAGUCGCACCAGGAGCACAUUUUGGCGACGGACGGCAACAACCUGGCCGAGCUGGUCAUGAGCGACGGCGUGGACCCGCGGCGCGUGUACUCGAACGACAUGACGGAGGUCCUCGAGGUGCUCGGCAUCGAGGCGUGCCGCGGGGCGCUGCUCCGGGAGCUGCAGAAGGUCAUGGAGAGCGACAGCGUCAACGUGCGGCACCUGGCGCUGCUGGUCGACCUGAUGACGUACGGCGGGUCGCUGCUGGCCAUCACGCGCCACGGCAUCAACCGCAGCGGGCGCGGGCCCAUCUCGCAGGCCACGUUCGAGGAGACGGUCGAGAUCUUCAUGCGCGCGUCAACCUACGCCGAGUCGGACAACUGCCAGGGCGUCGCGCCGGCCAUCCUGCUCGGGCAGCUCGCGACGCUGGGGACCAACUCGUUCUCGCUGCUCCUCGACGACCAGGCGCUGUUCAACGCCUUCGACAUGGCCGCGGUGACCAUCGAGGGGGCGCUCGACGUCGACUCGCUCGCGGGCGGGAUGACGCCGAACAUGCGGGGCGCGCGCACGCCCUCGCAGGCGGCUGGGGCCAUGACGCCGAGCUACCUGCUGAGCCCCACGCUGCACGGGGCGGACGGCGGCGGCGGCGGGCUGUUCUCGCCCACCACGCAGACCUCCGACUUCGGCGGGCUGUUCUCGCCCGUGCGGCAGACUGGGCGCGGCGUGCAGUCGCCCGCGCACAUCGCCAGCCCGUACGUGGGCGGAGGCAUCAGCCCCGACGUCUAUUCCCCGGCGUCGCCGGCCUUCUCGCCAGCGUCGCCGGCUUUCUCGCCGACGUCCCCGGCCUACAGCCCAACGUCCCCGGCCUACAGCCCGACGUCGCCGGCCUACAACAACACAUCGCCCGCCUACUCGCCGACAUCGCCCGCGUACAGCCCGACGUCGCCUGCGUACUCCCCCACGUCGCCGGCCUACAGCCCGACGUCGCCGGCGUACUCCCCCACGUCGCCGGCGUACUCCCCCACGUCGCCUGCGUACUCCCCCACGUCGCCGGCCUACAGCCCGACGUCGCCAGCGUACUCCCCCACGUCGCCGGCGUACUCCCCCACGUCGCCGGCCUACUCCCCCACGUCGCCGGCCUACUCACCGACGUCGCCGGCCUACUCACCGACAUCGCCAGCGUACUCGCCGACGUCGCCAGCGUACUCGCCGACGUCGCCCGCGUACAGCCCGACGUCGCCAGCAUAUUCGCCGACGUCGCCGGCCUACUCACCGACGUCGCCCGCGUACAGCCCGACGUCGCCUGCGUACUCCCCCACGUCGCCGGCGUACAGCCCGACGUCGCCGGCCUACAGUCCGACGUCGCCGGCCUACUCGCCAACGUCGCCAGCUUACAGCCCCUCGUCGCCUGCGUACAGUCCGGCGUCACCAGGUCAGCAGGCACCGGACGACGAUGCAGCCGCGCACUAA